Messenger RNA from Hemiscyllium ocellatum (epaulette shark), 6829 nucleotides. RefSeq names its product transmembrane protein 161A (gene tmem161a). The transcript is spliced from 12 exons. Bases 85 to 1545 code for a protein of 486 amino acids. The record is from RefSeq and is a predicted model, not a curated record. NCBI's taxonomy places the organism in Eukaryota, Metazoa, Chordata, Chondrichthyes, Orectolobiformes, Hemiscylliidae.
AGUUUAAAAGCGAGCGAUGGCGUUAAGGCGGCUGAGAGGAGAAGGUUUAAUUCAGUUUUGAAGUGAGAUUGAGUUGGCAGAGAGAUGGGUGUUAUUGGGGUUCAGCUGGUUGUGAGUUUGCUGAUGGCGACCCUAAUGCAGAGAUUAGCACCUCAUUACUCCAUAGGUCGCUGGCUGCUCUGUAAUGGGAGCCUUUUCCGAUAUAAACACCCAUCGGAUGAAGAACUCCGAGCCUUGGCUGGAAAACAGAAACCCAAAGUGAAGAGAGACAGGAGGCAAAAUGGCAUGACAGAAACCAAACAAGAGAGAGUGCCCAAGGACAUCAACCUGUGUCUGGAAGCAAAACCAAUCACUCCUCUUGAUGCCCUGGUUCUGCGUUACUUCCUAGACUACCUGUGGCUCAUGGAUUUUGUCUUGUAUGCGACUCUGGUUUACAUAUUUACUGAGGCCUACUACAGCCUGCUCCCUGUACAGGGAGAGGUGAAUGUCGGUGUGCUCUGGUGCCUGCUCACGUUAGCCUUUAGCAUUAAGGUUCUCUUCUCUCUGAUGACACAUUACUUCAGGACAGAGGAAGGAGGUGAGCGCUCUGUCUGCCUGACUUUUGCGUUCCUCUUUGUCCUAAUUGCGAUGCUGGUUCUGGUCGUGCGGGAGGAUUAUCUGGAGUUUGGCCUUGAGCCUGGUUUUGCCAAUUUGUAUGAAAAUGUGGAGGUCUUUCUAAAGCAACAGGGGGUGGACAUCUGGCCUUACUCAGUCUCCAGACUUGUCUUUAAGCUUGUAAUAGUUGGACUUUCGUCAUUUAUUGGAGCAUGUUUAACCUUCCCGGGCCUCCGAUUAUCACAGACCCAUUUAGAUGCCCUCAAGAUGACUGCGGACAAACCUCUGAUACAGAUCCUGUUGCAGGCCAACUUCCUGUCUCCCAUCAUAGUGUUGCUGCUGUGGGUUAAACCAAUCACCAGGGACUUUGUGAUGAAAACUCCACUUGGAAAAGAGCAAAUACAACUGAUGUCUGACACAACAUACAACACGGUGCGUCUGUGGAUAAUCAUCGUGCUGUGUGCCCUGCGUCUUACCAUGACCCGCUACCAUCUGCAGGCGUACCUAAACCUGGCGGAAAAGGGGGUAGACCUAAUGAAGAAGGAGGCUGGAAACAUUCCCAUGAUUGAAAUCCAGAGGAAGGUUUCUCGAGUAUUCUGCUACCUGUGUGUAGUCACCAUGCAGUACUUGGGCCCCGUAAUCCUGCUUCUGCACUCCACUCUGCUGCUGAAAGUGUUGGGUGAUUACUCGUGGGGCUUUUACCCAGAGUCCCCUCAAGUGUCUCCAGCUCUGGAUAUUACCUCGGAAUUCUCUGGAACAGCUCCCAAUGAGGAGGAGAGAUACGAAGUGACAGUCUCUCGGAUCAAAGCAUUCCUGAGCACCGUCUUUCACAUUUUCACACCCCUCUUUUACCGUGGCCUCUUCUCCUUCCUGACAUGGUGGCUGGCGGCCUGUCAAGUGGUGACAAACCUGUUCGGUCUUUACUUCCAUCAGUACAUGAUGACCUCGUAGGAAAACUGAGACUGGGACAUGAGAAUGAAACACACUGGAAAAUAUUGAUUCUCCUGUCGUGUUGGAGAAUGAGUGAAUGAUGAUGAGUCCAAAAUAUUUCCUUUAAUAUAUUCAGCUUUUUUUUAAAAUCCACUCCAGCUCCCCACAUCCAAAUCUUUUCCACUUUUUUUGCCCAAAGGUGCUGACAUCUACCAUCAACGAGCUGCCUGCAGGCUGUUCUAUACCUCACACCUGUUUGGCUGCUUUAGAUUAGAUUAUAUUACCUACAGUGUGGAAACAGGCCCUUCGGCCCAACAAGUCUACACCAACCUGCCGAAGCGCAACCCACCCAUACCCCUACACUUAACCCUUCACCUAACACUUCGGGCAGUUUAGCAUGGCCAAUUCACUUGACCUGUUUACCCGGAGAGCAGGUACAAACGAGGCUUUGCAGCUCUUGAUCUUUUUCCGUUGAUGCUCAGUCAGGACAGGGUUGAGCUGGAGUGUGAUGCCUCCGGUGUUGAACAAUCUCCCACCUUGGCAUUGGGACAAGGUACCAGAAGGCUUGCUGCUGUGAAGCUACGCAAGGCGUGGGGAGAGUGGCAGAAAGCUAGCAGGAGGUAGACUGUUCGGCAUCCUUUGUCACAAAUAUUAUGGUCCUGUAUCUGAAGGGCAGGGGUCAGUUAGCUCAGUUGGCUGGUCAGCUGUUUUGCAGUAGAAUGAUGCCAGUGGGUUCAAUUUGUGCUCUGGCAUGAAGGACUCUUUUUCUCAACCUGCCCCCUUGGUUGAGACAUGGUGAUUCUCAGGUUAAACACCCACCAGUCAUCUCUCUCUAAUGAGAGAGCUGCCCUGUGGUCCUCUGAGACAAUGGUAACUAUCUGAAGGCCAAUCGAAUAAUUCUCAAUUUUUCAUCAAUUGUUUAGUGUCCUAAUUUGGGAACCUUUCCCAGUGCCCUUUUUCAUCUUCCCUAAUCCUUCACUUGCAGAGGGAAAAUGCCUAAAUUAUUCUAUCUCAGAAUGGAAGGUCAAAAGAUGAUAUUUAAGGAUAAAUCUCCCUAAGAAAUAGACAUUAAGAUGGGGAUGAAAAUCUUGACCGUGGGUGGGGUGCAGCUCAAACUGGAGUUUGGAAAGAAGGAUCCAAAUUUUUCACGUUACCAACACAAUUAAGCAAAUUGAGGCAGAUUAGAUUCCCUACAGUGUGGAAACAUGCCAUUUGGCCCAACAAGUCAACACUGACCCUCUGAAGAGUAACCCACCCAGACCCAUUUCCUUCUGACUAAUGCACCUCACACUAUGGGCAAUUUAGCAUGGCCAAUUCAACUGACCUGCACAUCUUUGGGCUGUGGGAGGAAAUUCACACAGACGUGGGGAGAAUGUGCAAACUCCACACAGACAGUCACCAGAGACUGAAAUCGAAUCUGCGUCUCUGGCGCUGUGAGGCAGCAGUGCUAACCACUGAGCCACCAUACCACUCUAAACUGUUAGUGUUUAAAAUCUUUGCAACCCUCCUCUCCCUACAUCCUUGGAAAAGCACCUCUCUGAGGUGACCCAAGGAAUUCCGAUCACGCUCACAAACAGGUUAAGCACUGCUUUGUCCAUCGAUAAGUUGCCUAUUUUUAAUCAUCAGAGCUACGCCCCCACCCCAGGCAGAUCACCCAGACAUCUCUAACCUUAAAAACCAUUCUGGAAUUUUGGAAGGGGCAGAGGAGGGGGUGGUGAGUGGUAAGGGGCUUAUUACCCUCAUGGGUCCCCUCCCCUAUUUCUCAGUUCCAGGGCGAAGUGGGGUCCUGGAUCAGUGUCAGUGCCUAGAUGUCCUGUGUUAAUCAUAGAAUCUCUGCUCUGUGGAAGCAGGCCAUGUGGUUCAUCAAGUCCAUACCAAUCUGCUGAAGAUCAUCCCACCCAGACCCAAACCCUGUAGCCCCACAUUUCACAUGGCUAAUUCUCUUACACUGCACAUCUGGGGUGGCACAGUGGCUCAAUGGUUAGCACUGUUGCCUCACAGCACCAGGGACCCAGGUUCGAUUCCAGGCUCGGGCAACUGUCUGUGUGGAGUUUGCACGUUCUCCCUAUGUCUGUGUGGGCUUCCUCUGGGUGCUCCAGUUUCCUCCCACAGCCCAAAGAUGUGCAGGUCAGGUGAAUUGGCCAUGCUAAAUUGCCCAUAGUGUUAGGUGUGUUAGUUACAAGGAAAUGGGUCGGAGGGUUGUUGUGGACUUAUUGGACAGAAGGACCUGUUUCCACACUGUAGGGAAUCUAAUCUAAUCUUUGGACAGUGCAAGGAAACCAACACAGACAAUGUGCAAACUCCAAGAGUGGAAUUGAACCCGGGUUCUUGGGUGCUGUGAGGCAGCAGUGCUAACCACUAAGUCUCUAUGCUGCUGUCAUUGGAAUGCCAUUGUGAGGUUCUUGCUAUUAAACAUGACUGAAGACAUUUAAGGAAGAUAUUCUGCCCAUGAGGAAAUAUAGAAGUCAUCAGUAGGGCACUGGCGAAAUGGGGAAAUGGUAGAGAGGGGAGAUUUAUGGGUGGCAUGGUGGCACAGUGGUUAGCACUGCUGCCUCACAGCGCCAGAGACCCGGGUUCAAUUCCUGCCUCAGGCGACUGACUGUGUGGAGUUUGCACAUUCUCCCCGUGUCUGCGUGGGUUUCCUCCGGGUGCUCCGGUUUCCUCCCACAGUCCAAAUAUGUGCAGGUCAGGUAAAUUGGUCAUGCUAAAUUGCCUGUAGUGUUAGAUUAGGGGAAAAUGUAGGGGUAUGGGUGGGUUGCGCUUCGGUGGGUCGGUGUGGACUUGUUGGGCCGAAGGGCCUGUUUCCACACUGUAAGUAAUCUAUCUAAUUGCAGCUCAUUUUGACCAAUUGAUGGUAAGCCAGUGUAAGCAGAUUGUGUUCUGAACACAUGGAAAUACAAGUGAAGUGUGAGCAGAAGGUUUGGGUAGCCUAUAAAUCACCUUAUCGAGCACCAUUCACAAUUCUGGGGCACUUGACAGGGUUUUAGAAUCUAAGAACUUCUGAAUUGUGAACAAAGGUAAGAAAUGCUGCUGCUGCCAAUUAGCACACAGAAUAUUUCCAGAAACAACAACAUGAUGACCAUCUGUUGGUGUUGGGUGAGAGAUGAAUGUUGCCUGGGGAAAACUUUCCUGCUCCCUGCUGUGGGAUCCUUUACAUCCCCUCUUCUGAAAAUUGGCAUCUCCAACAGCGCAACGCUCCCUCAGUAAUACUGCAUGAGGGUCGGCUGAGAUUUUGUUGUUUAGGUUUCUGCAGUUGGACAUGAACCCACAAUAUUUGGUCUGAAAGGUUCCCCAACAGAGUGUUAGAAAGGUUGAUGGCCGAGAUGGAGAGCAGCCCCUAAUGACAUUUAGCAUGAGAGCAGAAGAAUUGUUAACAAAGUGAGCCGAAAGCUCCUCAUGCUGCCAUUUUUGUGUUUAUCAUGCUGCCAUUUUAAUCAACAGAUUAAAUAACAGCCAUUGCACAGCAAGCCCACUCUACAUUAUAUUCAAAGCAAAAUGCUUGUGGACACUGGAAAUCUGAAAUAGAAAGUGCUGGAGAAACUCAGCAGGUCUUGCAGCAUCUGUGGAGUGAAAAAUAGAGUUCAUGUUCUAAGUCAAGUUGAGUUUCUCUCUACAAGUGCUGCCAGACCUGCUGAGUUUCUCCUAUCAUUUCUGUUUAAGUUGUAAGAUAUUAUUCCUGUGACAUAUUUUAAAAAUGUUUUAAGAACGGACUGAAUUGUUUAUAUGAACUUAUGCAUAUAGUUAGUCUAAAACAAAGUAAUGAAUUAUCUGUCUUACAGCACAAGAUGAAAUCACGUUAUGAAUGUGUUUAAGUAACUGUUACAAAACAAUGGUCUCUGCUGAAAAGAUAACUUUAAGGCACCUACAUUAAACAUCACUUUCCAUAUUCUUCAUGGAAAAGAAUAUUGGGGCAUGAAGAUGCAACCAUUAAUUACUUUUUUCAGGGAUAUGGUGUCCCCUUCAAACACUCCCAGGAAGGACAGCAUGGGGUUAGAUAUAGAGUGAAAUUCCCUCAACAGACAUUGUCCCCCAUCAGACAGUCCCAGGAUUGGUACAGCAUAGGGUUAAAUACAGAGUGAAGCUUCCCCUAUACUGUCUCAAUGUAUUUGAACAAGAAUUGUGUGUUGAGGCGACCCAAACUCGUUUUAUGUUGGACCUUUCCUGACAGGAGCUCUACUCUAUUAGCAUCUUAAGUUUUUUUUGUUAAAAAUGUAACUGAAAUUGUGACCUUUAAAUAUGGCAUCCUCUCCCUGUUUUACAUCUGCCUCUCUCAUACAAUUUACGCCUGCACCCUUUUCUCCUCUCAGACCCUGUCUACUAUCAUCCCAACUCCCUUUCAUAACUCCAUUUCCCUAAUUAAAAGACAUGGUCGAGGCAAUUGCCGUAAUUGUAAAACCACACACCUCUCACACCCCCUUUUAUUGCGGCUAACUGUAAAUUGCUUUCAGUUAGGACCCAGAAAACCAUCUGAUCUAGGUCCCUUGGUGACACUUUUUUUUUGUUUCUCCCAGCCUGUGUGCAAAAGACUCUGACUCCAGCCUUUAAUUUGUGUCUGGGGCACAUGCUGCUUUGGGGAUACAGGCCCCUGCAGACUCCCAGGAGACUCCUAAUUCACUGAUCUGUCUGAUUCCACUCAAAUGACUUAAUUAUAAAGCUGUAUGCGUUAAAGGGCUAGUCCACCUCAACCAGAUAUGAAUUAAACACAUGAAGCUGGCCUGCUAUUCAUUUCCUGAAGCCAAAUUUCAAUCUUAAAUAUCAUUAAGCAUAAUACUGUUGCGCACUGAAAUAGUGAGAAUGUUUGAUAUUUUUACCUACUUGUCAAGCUGUACAUUGAUACAUUUCUGGGGGUAGGGGGGACUUGAACCCAGACCUUCUGGCCAAGAGGUAGGAACACUAUCACUGAGCCACAAAAGUAUUUACGAGUGUCAUAUUUAAUACUGUGGUUGAGAGCACGAAGAGAAAGGAGUGGGGAGCAAACAGGAUUCCUGCUUCUGAUCGCCAUCUGGUGUUGGAAAGGUUGUGCAUACAUCAAGUCAAGAUUAGAUUUUGUUUGUGCCAUGAUGACUUUACUGUCAAAUAGCCUGCCGAAGCUCACUGACUGGACUCUAUGUACAGAAUAGCAAUGUGCUCAAGCUCUUACCAGAGACCAAAAAUGGUGCCUGGGGAAAAUAAGUCAGUGCCUUCAGGUGAUCAGGGGUGACAGUGGAAAGAUAUAAUUAUUUUUAAAAUUAUGUAGAACAGUUAUUAUUUUUCUGUGCUAAAGUGGAAUUGUGUGGUUUGUGAGACUUUAUGGAGACAAAUUAAA